This is a messenger RNA of Branchiostoma belcheri (Belcher's lancelet), 852 nucleotides long. RefSeq lists its product as uncharacterized. Lineage: Eukaryota; Metazoa; Chordata; Leptocardii; Amphioxiformes; Branchiostomatidae. The transcript has 6 exons. The coding region runs from base 1 to 852 and encodes 283 amino acids. The record is from RefSeq and is a predicted model, not a curated record.
AUGGGGACCAAGCGGGAGAACGUGAUCUUCGCCGGUAUUGAGGUCCAACCACCGGACGAAGAAAGUUACAAGAGCAAGGUGUUUUUGAUCGCUUGCACUGCUGAUCUGCAGGCGAAAGCCCUUGUCAUGAACAUGAAGCAGCACAAUGGUAAAUGUGGCUGCCCUAAGUGCAAGCAGCCAGGCACCCACAUUGGACACAAACAACAAUGGCCAUAUCAAGUGCACGACCCAAAGGGACCAAGGCGCACCCAUGAAGAAACGAAAGCUCAUGCUGCAGCUGCUUCAGACACUGGCAAAGAUGUAUGUGGGAUUAAAAACCCAUCAUCAUGGCUAACAGCGGUGCCACACUUUGACAUAGUGGAAGGCAUGGCAAUCGACUACAUGCAUGGAGCGUUGCUGGGUGUGGCAAAACGUAUGAUAUCAUAUUGGUUUUCGGAAACUUCAACCAACAAACACAAAGAUUGGUACUGUGGCAAUUCAAAACACGAAAUUGACUACAUGCUGGAGAAUAUCAAGCCACCGAUGGAAAUUCACCGUAGACCCAGGAGCAUCACUGGACAUCUUCAACAUUGGAAAGCCUCGAAGUUUCGUGCAUGGCUACUCUAUUACUCGCUGCCAAUCAUGGUGCACUUCCUGGAUCCUAAGUACUACGAGCAUUAUGCCCUGUUUGUGAUGGCCCAACAUAUCCUUCUGCAACAGUCCAUUACUGAGGAUGACGUGGACAGGGCUGAACAGCUCCUCCUGCAGUUUGUAAGCCAGUUCGAAAGUCUGUAUGGAGUUCAGGAGGUUGUCUGCAAUGUGCACAGCCUUGUGCACUAUGCCGACAAUGUGCGUGAACUGGGACCUUUAUAG